CUUCUCUCUACCAUUGUUGCGCUUCCAGAUCCUUCCCACCGAUUGUUCUCCACCGCCUUAUCUCAUGUAUUUGUUUUUUUUUCCUCACUGCCUCCAUCGGAUGUUGAUACGCUCUCCACCGGUCAUCCUAUUACCUACAUGCUGUUUCUUUCACCAUUCCAGACAUCCGAUCACCACCGUUCUACCUAUCCCUUUCUCGACUUCGAUCAGAAGCAACCACCCACCCACCCUCGAUGAAUAGUAGAUGGUUUGGACCCACGCCAUCACCGGUUUAGCUGCCGGCUCCAAUACCGCCUGUUUGGAGCCGGAGUUGCUUGAGACUCGCCGCCGAUCCCUUUCUCGACUUCCACCUAUCCCUUUCUCGACUUCGAUCAGAGGCAAUUUUAGACAGCGAUUAUGUCAAAUUUCAGCAUACAGUGGUGUUUAUGGAACAUUUAUUUAUACCUCGAUGACCCGACCUACUUCGUCGCCCUCGCGGUCCCCAACGCUACAACUUUGGUUCUAAAAUUUCUCCAUGGUCGAUAGAAAUCUUUAUGUAAACCUUUCUCAUGGUAUUGUUCAUGUGAAUGGCAUAAAUGAAAGAAAUAACACUAUCCUCUCGGAAUCAGCUCCAUGUUGAUUUUCAGAAUGCUCUUUGAAACAAGGUUGUAACUGUCCUUUGGUGAGCUGGUGAAACUUUACUUACUGUGACUGAAUCUAUGGCAAAUGGAUCACUUACAAAUGUCCUAAUAAACAAAGAGAGGCAUUCUUUUGUCAUGAGAAGAUUAAGAGGCAAAUUGAUGAUAUCCAAACAAGGUAUAGCUAAUUAGCUACAUGUAAGGGCAGAUUAGUAAAGAAAGUCAACCUACUAAAGUAUCUAAUCUGAUGCCAUAAGAAACUUUUUGCAGUAUUCUUUCAGGUCAGGGAUGAAAGGAGAUGACAGAAAAGGAAUGGAUAGGAUUCACUUGAUUUAAUUGGUUACUUCUACCUCCAUUGGUUUCCCAGGUUAAGGUGAUGAAUAAUGGAUAGGGAGAAACGGCUAUUAUCCGUUUGUAGAUAGGUGAAAUGUAGGGAGAAUAGAAACAUACUUUACUGCAGCUACCAAUUGAGGCAAAGUACAAUAUUUUCACAUAAAAAGCGACACGUUCCAAUCCCCGCAACGCGGGGGACA
Lactuca virosa is the source of this 1150-nucleotide messenger RNA. The record is from the annotation of a GenBank genome assembly. NCBI's taxonomy places the organism in Eukaryota, Viridiplantae, Streptophyta, Magnoliopsida, Asterales, Asteraceae.